This is a messenger RNA of Hypanus sabinus (Atlantic stingray), 2271 nucleotides long. RefSeq names its product placenta-expressed transcript 1 protein-like. Gene Ontology annotation, biological process: wound healing, spreading of epidermal cells; positive regulation of cell migration; negative regulation of cell-matrix adhesion. The transcript has 8 exons. The record is from RefSeq and is a predicted model, not a curated record. NCBI's taxonomy places the organism in Eukaryota, Metazoa, Chordata, Chondrichthyes, Myliobatiformes, Dasyatidae. Bases 240 to 998 code for a protein of 252 amino acids. Gene Ontology annotation, cellular component: external side of plasma membrane; apical plasma membrane.
GGAGGAAGGUGAGGGACGUUUUAACUGGACAGCAGUACUGUCUGGGUUUAGAGACUCCACAGAAGACCCGAGUGACGGACGAGAGUCGGGUUGGACCUCCCGGUCGGGAAUCAUGCUUUUUUGAAGGCAAUCCGCUGGAGUCGAAAUCGCAGACGCAAGACAAGCAAGAAGUCAGCAGAACUACAUCUGCUACUGAUACUUCACCUCUUCAGCACUCAGAGAGCUCCCAGCAGAGAGAAAUGGCUUCAAUUCUACCUGUGCUUCUUCUAAGUUUAUUUCUUCAGUGUACACCAAGCUAUUCACAGCAAGCUAUUUGCAUGCUAGAAAAUGCAACGGAUAAAGAAAGCUUUACUUUUACCAUCAGUCCAGCAGUGUAUAAGCCCAACACAACCUACAAUGUUACCGUUUCAGGAUUGCAAAACGAAGUAAAAGUAGCACUAUCAGCUUCCAUGAAUAAUUCGAUCAUUGGGACUUGGGAAAAUAAUACCUCAAAUUGCUCUGGAAUUUUAAAAGAGACCAGUUCAAAUUUGGAGGCGCGAUGGACUUCAUCUAGUGAAAACUAUGCUUAUGUUGAGUUCAGGGCUUAUGCCAUGAUGGACAAUAAAACAUAUUUCCAGACAAAAAUGAUUAACUCUUCUGACACCAUGACAAACAUGACCACCAUGAACAGUACAAGCACCACUCCAAUGACUUCACAUGCUUCUGACAUCAUGACUAACAUGACCACCAUGAACAGUACAAGCACCACUCCAAUGACUUCACAUGCUUCUGACAUCAUGACUAACAUGACCACCAUGAACAGUACAAGCACCACUCCAAUGACUUCACAUGAUAAAAGCAAAAUGACAUCUCCUAUGACUCACAUGACCAACAAUAUGACAACACAGACUACAACUGCAAUGAAAACCACGACUUCAAACACUGCAGGAAUGGUUAUAGGCUUCAAGACACUGCAUGCAUUUACCUGUAUGCUUCUGCUCCUUGUUACAGCCCCAUAGCUGCUGUCAUAAACAGUAAAAAAAUGCUGACUUCCAGCAUUCCUAUUCGAUAAGCCUUUAAUAAUAAGAAUUAUUGGCCUUUCACUCUACCAUAUCAAACUUAAGGGACCAAAAUUGGGAAAUGUAAGUUAUCAGAAUGUGUAUUUCCUUCUAUCAAAACAAAUUAUCCCUCUGUCAAAUAUUGCAUUCUACUUCUCAAUGUCUAAGGUUCCACCCAGAACCAAGUACAACAGGUAUUCUGUAGAUUGCAUUCUUCUCCUUGAUGGACUUUGAAAUAGGGUGACAAUCAUUAUAUUAUAGAACUCUACAAUGAAUAAAACCUUCUAGAAAUAUAAACCCUCUUUAGUAUUUCAUAUAAGUCCUUGAACUUGUCAAUAUGGAUCUACUUCAGAAUUUUCCUUAACAUUGAUUGAUUCAAUGAAUUUGAUGAAAUUGGUGUGUUCAUUCACUGCAGUUAUUUACCUUAUCUUAUUAUAUUUACCUUAUCUUUGUUAGGAAGCUUAUCACAAACUGGAUGUUUAAUUUCUUUGUGUAAAGAUGAAAGCAGAUAGCUUGAUGUCUCUGUAGGAGAAUCCCACUAACUUUUAGCUAAUGAGAAAAAUCUUGCCUCAUGAGUGUGACACAAUACAAAUCUCAAUUAAGUCAGCAAUUGAUUUCCAAUGAAUAUUAAUCUAUGAAGUGAUUAGUUUUAUCCAUGAUUCAACAUAGUGUUGUAAACAUAGAAAUGAUAUUAUCAAACAAGUUUGCCUGUUUGCAAAUUCAUAUUGACAAAUAGCUGAAAAGGGGAAUUGGUUCAACCUUUUAAAAAGAUCAUCUGCUGAACUUGAACAUAGAACUAUCACUUUACAAACAUUUUUGUUGGUUUUUCAACCAAUGAAGCUUAUUUGGUGCAAAAAUGCUCUUUGCCACUUGACUUCAAUCUUUAAUAGUUGUCAAUCAUAAAUGGCAUCGUUGUUUCAAAAUAAUAACUUUGGUUUUAGUAUCUUUCCUGUUGUUUGAUUAAAUGAUAACUUGGUUGGUGUUUACUAAUGUAACAUAUUGCACAAUUCUAGUUCAUCCUAACAUGAUACCAAAGGCAGUAAUCUUUUGAGACAGUGACCAUGUAAUGAAGAUUUGCAGGCACAUGGUUGCAGACUGAAGAAGGUAUAGGUUAUCUUGUCCUUCAAGAUAAAGCCAUGGUGGAUAACUACUAUUAAACACAUAUUAAACAUUCUGUAAAUGCAAUUAAGUGAUAUAAAUAAAUUGUCAAAUUAAUUAAUAAUUAAAAAAUGAG